AUGGGGUAUAGGAGGGGAGGGGAGAAUAAGGAAAAGAAGGAGGAGGAGGAAUGGGGUUCAAAGGGGAGAAUGAGGAGGAAAGAGAGGGAAGAAGAGAAAGGAGGAGGAAAGGAGGGUGGGAAGAGGGGAGGAGAAAGGACGGAUAAAAGGAGAAGGAGGAGGAAAGGAAAGGUGGGUGGAAAGAGGGGAAGAAGGAGGAAAGAGAGGGUGUGGAAGAGGAGGAAGGAGGAGGAAAGGAGGGAGGAAAGAGGGAGGAGGGGAGGAAAGGAAAGGUGUGGAAAGGAGGGGAUGGGAAGGAAAGGAAUGGAGGAAAGGAGAAAGGAGGAGGAAAGGAAGGGAGGAAAGGAAAGAGGGGAAAAGGAGGAAGAAAGGAAGGAAAGGAAAGAGGUGGAAGAGGAGGAAGGAGGGAAAAGGAAAGAGAGGAAAGGAGGAGGAAAGGAGGGUGGAAAGAGGGAAAGGAGGAAAGGAAAGGGUGUGAAAGGAAAGAGAGGGGAAGAAAAGAGGUGUGGAAAGAGGUGGAAAGGAAGGAGAGGAAAGGAGGAAGUGAAAGAGGAGAAGGAGGAGGAAAAAGGAAAGGAAAGAAAAAGAGGAGGAAGGAGGGAGGAAAGGAGGGUGGUGAAAGAGGGAAGGAGGAAAGGAAAAGAAAGUGGUAGGAAGGAGAGGAGGAAGGAGGAGGAAAGGAAAGGGAAAGAGGGGAAGGAAAGAGAAAAGGAAUGGAAGGAAAAGAGGAAAGGAGGGUGUGGAAAGAGGGGGAGGAAGGAAAGGAAUGGAGGAAAGGAAGGAAGGAAAGGAAAGGAAAAGGAAGGAAAGGAAAGAGGAGGAAAGGGAGGAAAGGAAAGAUGGAAAGGAGGAAGAAAGGAAAGGAAAGAAAGAGGAAAGGAAAGGAAAGGAAAGGAAAGAGAAGGAAAGAAAGGAAAAGAGGAGGAGGGAGGAGGAAAGGAGGGUGUGAAAGAGGGGAAGGAGGAAGGAAAGGAGGGUGUGAAAGUGGGAAGGAGGAAGAAAGGAGGGUGGAAAGGAGGAAGGAGGAGGAAAGGAGGGUGGAAAGAGGGGAAGGAGGAAGAAAGGAGGAAAAGGAAAGAGGGGAAGGAGGAAGAAAGGAGGAGGUGUGAAGAGGGAAGGAGGAAGAAAGGAGGGGGAAGGAGGAAGAAAGGGGGUGUGAAGAGGGGAAGGAGGAAGAAAGGAGGGUGUGAAAGAGGGGAGGAGGAAGAAGAAAAGGAAGGAGGAAGAAAGGAGGGUGUGAAAGAGGGGAAGGAGGAGAAAGGAGGGUGUGUGAAAGAGGGGAAGGAGGAGGAAAGAGGGGGUGUGAAAGAGGGGAAGGGGGGGAAAAGAGGGAAGGAGGAAAAGGAGGGGUGUGAAAAGAAAGGAGGGUGGGGAAGGAGGAAGAAAGGAGGGUGUGGAAAGAGGGAAGGAGGAAGAAAGGAGGGUGUGAAAGAGGGAAGGAGGAAGAAAGGAGGGUGUGAAAGAGGGGAAGGAGGAAGAAAGGGGGGUGUGAAAGUGGGGAAGGAGGAAGAAAGGAGGGUGUGA
Haliotis rubra (blacklip abalone) is the source of this 1524-nucleotide messenger RNA. RefSeq names its product ribosome-binding protein 1-like. The transcript is spliced from 4 exons. NCBI's taxonomy places the organism in Eukaryota, Metazoa, Mollusca, Gastropoda, Lepetellida, Haliotidae. The coding region runs from base 1 to 1524 and encodes 507 amino acids. The record is from RefSeq and is a predicted model, not a curated record.